AUGGCUCAAGCUGUGUCGACUCAAGCCAAUAGGGAUGUUGUGUCCCAUGUGAACCCAAAUGUGAACUCCGCAGCCUUAAGAGUGAGGGAGUUCAUUAAGAUGAAACCUCCGGAGUUUUGUGGCUCCAAGGUGGAGGAAAACCCUAAGGAGUUUAUAGAUGCGUUGUGUAGGAUUCUUGAUAUCUUGGGGGUGACCUUGGUAGAGAAAACGGAGUUAGCCGCUUACCAAUUGAAAGGGGUAGCUCAAAUAUGGUAUGGUCAAUGGAAAAUGAGUAGACCGGUAGAAUCGGGUCCCAUAGAAUGGAAGGUGUUUGAAGAGGCAUUCCUUUAUAGGUUCUUUCCCCUAGAGUUGAGGAAGGCUAAGAUGCAAGAGUUUAUCAACCUUAGGCAAGGUAGCAUGAGUGUUCAAGAGUAUUCCCUAAAAUUUACUCAACUCUCUAAGUAUGCCCCAACCUUCGCGGACAACUCAAGGGAAGAGAAUGAACCAUUUCAUGAUGGGAGUAUCCGAAUUGGUAGAAAAUGGUCGUGUGGCAAUGCUUAUAUAUGA
Molecule: messenger RNA, 546 nt
Organism: Solanum stenotomum
Lineage: Eukaryota; Viridiplantae; Streptophyta; Magnoliopsida; Solanales; Solanaceae
Exons: 1
Coding region: 1-546 (181 amino acids)
Source: RefSeq, a predicted model, not a curated record